Daktulosphaira vitifoliae (grape phylloxera) is the source of this 702-nucleotide messenger RNA. Its product is annotated as general transcription factor II-I repeat domain-containing protein 2-like. The transcript has 2 exons. Bases 1 to 702 code for a protein of 233 amino acids. NCBI's taxonomy places the organism in Eukaryota, Metazoa, Arthropoda, Insecta, Hemiptera, Phylloxeridae. The record is from RefSeq and is a predicted model, not a curated record.
AUGACAAAGCAUUUGUCCAAAUAUGAAAAAUUCAUUGGUGAUGCAAGAGAGAGUGUUGUAAUUGAUCUCAAAAGAAAAUUUCAAUCACAACAAAAUGUGAUGACAAAAGCAACAAUUUCACAACAAUCAAGUUUAUUGGCUUCAUAUAUAAUUUCUAACGAAAUAGCAAAAUCUAAAAAAUCGUUGAGUGAUGGUGAAUUUGUUAAAAAUUGUGCAGCGCACAGUGACACGUCGUCUGCUGAUAUUGAUAGUGCCAUUCAUAAGACGUUGCAAAUUAUUAUGACGGAUUGUGCAUAUUUUUCGAUUGCAUUGGACGAAAGCACAGAUGUUUCAGAUGUAAGUCAACUUUUGAUAUUUCUUAGAGUAAUAUCUCCACAGUUUGAAGUGUAUGAAAAGCUAUUAGAAUUAUGUUCCUUGCAUGAAACUUCUAAAGGAAGUGAUAUAUUUAAUGCAGUAAAAAACGCAAUUGAACCAUUUGGUGGAUUUAAAAAAAUGUCAUCGGUUGUGACAGAUGCUGCCAAAGCUAUGAUUGGCAAAAAUAUUGGUUUUUUUGGAUUAUUACGCAAAUUUAACGUUAAUGUUCCUGCUAUACAUUGUAUUAUUCAUCAGGAAGCGUUGUGUGGGAAAAAAAUGAAGCUUGACGGAGUUAUGAAUACUGUUUUUAAAAUUACUAAUCUCAUUACCGUAGCAACCGUAGUUUAA